UCUCUCCACCUCACCUCUCCAUUUCUUUCAGAUAGAAUUCAUUCUAUCCUUCCUUACACAUCAUUCACAAUGUUCGCUGCUCGCCAGUCUUUCAACCUCCUCCAGAAGCGCGCCUUCUCCGCUUCUGCCAGCCAGGCUUCCAAGGUUGCCGUUCUUGGUGCCGCUGGUGGCAUUGGCCAACCUCUCUCCCUUCUCCUCAAGCUCAACCCCCGUGUUUCUGAGCUUGCCCUCUACGACAUCCGCGGUGGCCCUGGUGUUGCCGCUGACCUGAGCCACAUCAACACCAACAGCACCGUCUCUGGCUUCGACCCUACCCCCUCUGGCCUCCGUGAUGCUCUCAAGGGCUCUGAGAUCGUCCUCAUCCCUGCCGGUGUUCCUCGCAAGCCCGGCAUGACCCGUGACGACCUGUUCAACACCAACGCCUCCAUUGUCCGCGACCUUGCUAAGCUGCCGCCGAGGCUUCCCCCGAGGCCAAGAUCCUCGUCAUCUCCAACCCCGUAUGAUGAGUUCAUCUACUAUUACCAGUUAUAUCGCGCUAAUUGCAAUCAGGUCAACUCCACCGUCCCCAUUGUCGCCGAGGUCUUCAAGGCCAGGGGUGUCUACAACCCCAAGCGUCUCUUCGGUGUUACCACCCUUGACGUUGUCCGUGCCUCUCGCUUCAUCUCCCAGGUCCAGAAGACCGACCCCUCCAACGAGGCCGUCCCUGUCGUCGGUGGCCACUCCGGUGUGACCAUUGUCCCUCUUCUCUCCCAGUCCAGCCACCCCAGCAUUGAGGGUGAGACCCGCGACCAGCUCGUCAACCGCAUCCAGUUCGGUGGUGAUGAGGUCGUCAAGGCCAAGGAUGGUGCUGGCUCUGCCACCCUCUCCAUGGCCAUGGCUGGUGCUCGCAUGGCUGAGUCCCUCCUCAAGGCCGCCCAGGGUGAGAAGGGUGUCGUUGAGCCCACUUUCGUCGACAGCCCUCUCUACAAGGACCAGGGUGUUGACUUCUUCGCCUCCAAGGUCGAGCUCGGCCCCAACGGUGUUGAGAAGAUCCUCCCCGUUGGCCAGGUCAACGCCUACGAGGAGAAGCUCCUCGAGGCCUGCCUUGGUGACCUCAAGAAGAACAUCCAGAAGGGUAUUGACUUCGUCAAGGCCAACCCUUAA
Aspergillus nomiae NRRL 13137 is the source of this 1143-nucleotide messenger RNA. RefSeq names its product malate dehydrogenase. Bases 70 to 1143 code for a protein of 357 amino acids. NCBI's taxonomy places the organism in Eukaryota, Fungi, Ascomycota, Eurotiomycetes, Eurotiales, Aspergillaceae. The record is from RefSeq and is a predicted model, not a curated record. Gene Ontology annotation, molecular function: L-malate dehydrogenase (NAD+) activity. The transcript has 4 exons. Gene Ontology annotation, cellular component: mitochondrion; cytoplasm. Gene Ontology annotation, biological process: malate metabolic process; tricarboxylic acid cycle.